Neltuma alba is the source of this 435-nucleotide messenger RNA. Its product is annotated as zinc finger A20 and AN1 domain-containing stress-associated protein 12-like. Lineage: Eukaryota; Viridiplantae; Streptophyta; Magnoliopsida; Fabales; Fabaceae. The coding region runs from base 1 to 435 and encodes 144 amino acids. The transcript has a single exon. Gene Ontology annotation, molecular function: DNA binding; zinc ion binding. The record is from RefSeq and is a predicted model, not a curated record.
AUGGAUCCACAACUCUGCGCUAAUGGCUGUGGCUUCUUCGGCUCUCCCGAGAAUCACAACUUGUGCUCCAAGUGUUACAAAGAUCAUAUCGUCAAGCUCAAUAAAACGAUCAGUGAAUCAAUGACAAAUCUCGCCGUAUCGUCUUCUUCAUCUGAUGAACACAAGAAUGAAGAGUCCUCGUCGAUCGGCUUCAUGAAUUUUGGGGUUUCUGCUUCGGAAUCAUCUGAUGAGUUUCAAGAGAAAAAGAGGUGCAAGAGUUGCAACAGAAAGGUCGGAGUAACAGGUGGAUUUCGGUGCCGAUGCGGAGACUUGUUUUGUGGGAAACAUAGAUAUCCAGAAGAACAUUCAUGCACGGUGGAUUAUAAGCAGAUUGGUCGUCAACUCAUUCAAAAACAAAACCCACUUUGUGAAGCUGAUAGACUAUUCAGAGUUUAG